This is a messenger RNA of Bipolaris victoriae FI3, 627 nucleotides long. RefSeq lists its product as hypothetical. Gene Ontology annotation, molecular function: ribonuclease III activity. The record is from RefSeq and is a predicted model, not a curated record. Gene Ontology annotation, biological process: RNA processing. Bases 1 to 627 code for a protein of 208 amino acids. The transcript is spliced from 2 exons. Lineage: Eukaryota; Fungi; Ascomycota; Dothideomycetes; Pleosporales; Pleosporaceae.
AUGAGAUGCAGUAACUGGCUAGUACUGACUCGGUUUACGGCGUUCAAGGUAACAGCAACCUCUCCCAAAUUGCGUUGCGCCUUCCCAUGCGCCCAUUUCCAAACAACUGUGCAGCGAAAAUAUAACACUCCUACCAUCAACAUUGAUCGCAAAAUCGCCGGCGUUGAAAAAGUCUUCGACUACUACUUUAAGAACAAGAUCAUUUGCGCAGAGUCAGUCCAAAUGGCAGCUCCAGAAGCGCUCCUUAUAAUCAAGGGCCAUGAGUACAGCAUUGUCCACAAUAGACGCCUAGAGCUUGUCGGUGACAAGAUCAUGGAUCUUGUCUUGUCACAAAGAUGGUAUCAGGUCCGCAAUCAGAAUGGCCAAACUAGUCCAGUAAAAACCUGGAAUGAUAUCCAUAAAUCCCUCGUUUCGAACGAAGCUCUUGCAGUACGCGGUUUCAGGCUCGGCCUCGACGCUUAUAUUGUCCCGGCAUCUGGCGUACACGUCACGAAGAACAUGAUGGCGGACGCGUUCGAAGCCAUGGUCGGAGCCGUGUCACUUGAUGCAGGAGAAGAUGCUAUCGAGGCUGUUCGUGAUGUUCUUGAGCGUACUGGGUUCUUCAAUCAUCCUAUGCUGGUAAGGUAG